UCUGGGGCCAUGUGUGGAGGAGCUGGCUUUGGCAGCAGGAGCCUCUAUGGUGUGGGGAGCUCCAAGAGGAUCUCCAUCGGAGGAGGCAGCUGUGGCAUUGGGGGAGGCUAUGGUAGCCAAAUUGGAGGAGGCUUUGGUUUUGGAGGAGGAGUCGGCAGUGGCUUUGGAUUUAGUGGUGGAGCUGGCUUUGGUGGUGGCUAUGGGGGAGCUGGAUUCCCUGUGUGUCCCCCUGGUGGUAUCCAAGAGGUCACCAUCAACCAGAGCCUCCUCACCCCUCUGAACCUGCAAAUCGACCCCACCAUCCAGAGGGUGAGGACUGAGGAGCGUGAGCAGAUCAAGACCCUCAACAACAAGUUUGCCUCCUUCAUCGACAAGGUGAGGUUCCUGGAGCAACAGAACAAGGUCCUGGACACCAAGUGGACCCUGCUGCAGGAGCAGGGCACCAAGACUGUGAGGCAGAACCUGGAGCCAUUGUUUGAGCAGUACAUCAGCAACCUCAGGAGGCAGCUGGACAGCAUCAUUGGGGACAGGGGCCGCCUGGACUCAGAGCUGAGGAGCAUGCAGGAUACAGUAGAGGACUACAAGAACAAAUACGAAGAUGAAAUCAACAAGCGCACAGCAGCAGAGAAUGAAUUCGUGACCCUGAAGAAGGAUGUAGAUGCUGCCUACAUGAAUAAGGUUGAACUGCAAGCCAAGACAGACAGUCUGACAGAUGAGAUCAACUUCCUGAGAGCUCUCUAUGAUGCAGAAGUGUCUCAGAUGCAAACUCACAUCUCAGAUACCUCUGUGGUCCUCUCCAUGGACAACAACCGUAGCCUGGACCUGGACAGCAUCAUUGCUGAGGUCAAGGCCCAAUACGAGGAGAUUGCUCAGAGGAGCCAGGCAGAGGCUGAGUCUUGGUACCAGACAAAAUAUGAGGAGCUGAAGGUCACAGGGCGCAGACACGGGGAUGACCUGCGCAACACCAAGCAGGAGAUCACCGAAUUGGACCGCAAGAUCCAGAGGCUGAGAACUGAGAUCAACAACGCCAAGGAGCAGUGUGCCAAACUGCAGGCUACAAUUCUUGAGGCUGAAUUGCGCAGGGAGAUGGCCCUCAAGGAUGCCAGGGGCAAGCUGCAGGGGCUAGAGGAUGCCACACAGAAGGCCAAACAGGACAAGGUCAGGAUGGUGAAGGGGUACCAGGAGCUCAUGAAUGUCAAAAUGUCCCUUGAUAUGGAGAUCGGCACCUACAGGAAGCUGCUGGAAGGAGAGGAGUGCAGGCUGAAUGGUGAAGGCGUUGGACCAGUCAACAUCUCUGUGGUGCAGUCCACCAUGUCCAGCGGCUAUGGCAGCUCAGGUGGUGCCAGCAGCAGCCUGGGCCUGGGAGGAGGCAGCAGCUACUCCUACAGCAGCAGCCAUGGCCUUGGAGGUGGCUUCAGUUCUGGCAGUGGCAGAGGCAUCAGCGGUGGCCUCAGCUCCUCUGGUGGCAGCUCCUCCACCAUCAAGUACAGCAGCACCUCCUCCAGCAGGAAGAGCUACAGGCACUGAAGUCCCUGCCCCCAGAGCUGGUCCCUGACCCCAGACCCCUGGCUGCAGAGCCCUGUGCUCAGGGGCUGUCCCUGCUGGCCUCCCACCUCUGCCCUCUCGUUAGGGCUGGGGAGCUGAGUCCUUGUUGCUCCUCUGUCUUUCCCGCUGGGUCGCCAUGACUCAUCUUCUGAUUGUCAUCCUCUGACUUCACAUCAUAGUUCAUUCACAUUUGGUGCUUCAAGUUGUAUUUAGGUUUCCAGGCUCCUGCCUCCCUGGCUCUGUCUCUGAUGCUGCUUGUGAAAUGGUGUCCUUGUCCCUUUCAUCCAUUCUGGAAACCAUUGUCUCGGUCCUACUCAAGAAAACCGGAGCUUUCCUUAAGUUUCCAGUGCCCUGAGAAAAGCCCAGCUUCAAUGUCACGAAGCUCUCUGGCAGUACCUGUGAUAGCCUAAGUCAACAGUCCUGUGAUGUAUGGAGUCUGUGCUUAUGUGACCUCUCCUCUGCUCUUUGCUUUCUUGAAAUUGCUAA
Messenger RNA from Peromyscus maniculatus bairdii (prairie deer mouse), 2031 nucleotides. The record is from RefSeq and is a predicted model, not a curated record. NCBI's taxonomy places the organism in Eukaryota, Metazoa, Chordata, Mammalia, Rodentia, Cricetidae.